Nerophis lumbriciformis (worm pipefish) is the source of this 3771-nucleotide messenger RNA. Its product is annotated as phospholipid phosphatase-related protein type 4-like. The record is from RefSeq and is a predicted model, not a curated record. Gene Ontology annotation, cellular component: plasma membrane. NCBI's taxonomy places the organism in Eukaryota, Metazoa, Chordata, Actinopteri, Syngnathiformes, Syngnathidae. Gene Ontology annotation, biological process: phospholipid metabolic process; phospholipid dephosphorylation; signal transduction. Gene Ontology annotation, molecular function: phosphatidate phosphatase activity.
GCAGAUUUGUGUCCGCCUUCUCUCUCCUCUAAUCGGUGUCGGACUCUGCACACAUUUAGGACCGAACCGAACCGAACCAAAGGGAAGGAAGAAGACAGAUCUGGUCUCCGUGCGCGAGGCAACCAAAACUGAACCGCGCGCGGUCACGAGGGGAAUUGAGUCGGGAUCCUUGUCUCCCGGCAACGGGAGCGCUGAGCGGCACGUCGGCAUGUCUUCCAAAGAACGCGUGAAAUUGGGGAAGGAGGACAGCGUCACGCUGCUGCCAUGUUUUUAUUUUGUAGAGAUCCCUAUUCUCGCCCUGGCCAUCAUCAGUCUGUACUUCCUGGAGCAGACGGACCUUUUCCAGCCAGUGCAUUCUGGGUACAGCUGCAGCGACAAAAGCCUGUCCCUGCCCUACAACUUACACCAACAGGAAGUGUGUCCUCUGCCUCUGCUCUUCAGCUUGGUGUUUGCCAUACCCACGGCCACUAUUGUGGUCGGGGAGGCCAUCGUAUUCUGCUACCUGUCCAGGAGGUCAUCUACCAUGCAGAUUGAGACCAACAUCCACGCAGCCGGCUGCCAUUUUAACUCCUACAUUCGCAGGGCUGUUCGCUUCAUAGGCGUCCACAUUUUCGGCUUGUGUGUGACCGCGCUGAUAACGGACAUUUUCCAGCUGUCGACUGGACAGCACACCCCUUACUGGCUGGAUGUUUGCAAACCCAAUUUAACACACAUCAACAUGUCAACUUGCGACGAAGCUUUUAUUUUGGAGGAUAUCUGUUCCGGACAAGACAUCAGCCUCAUCACAGCUGGGAGGAAGUCCUUCCCCUCCCAGCAUGCAACCUUGGCUGCCUUUGGAGCGGUCUAUGUCUCAAUGUAUUUCAACACGGUGCUGACGGACUCCACCAAGCUGCUGAAGCCUCUUUUGGUGUUUUCUUUCAUCAUGUUGGCCAUCUUGGCCGGACUCACCAGGAUUAUUCAGUUCCGAAACCACCCUGUGGAUGUCUACUGUGGAUGGAUGCUAGGGACAGCUAUUGCUAUCUAUCUGGGCAUUUAUGCAGUGGGAAGUUUCCAGCCUUGCGAAGCCAAGCCAAGAAAGCGACGACCCGCCCUAACCCUAAGAAAGUCGCCCCCACCUUCUGUGCCGAGUGUCAGCCAAUCAGAAGUGAGCAACAACCGCCAAGUGGGCCACCACAUGUUGACACCCAGUCAACCGGAACCAAUCAACACCAGGUCCACCACCCACACCUUCUCCCCCAAUCAGGCAGAGCGGAUCCUCACACGAAGCUCCUCCUACCGGGAGCCAUCCAGGUCCAGUCUGAAGGUCGCCAAUGCUGAAGUGAAGGUCAUCGUUCCGCCAAGUCCUUUGGAGAGUUCUGACAAGUCCUUCAGCAGUAGCACACUGCCAAGGUCGCAUGGUGGCUCCUCAUCAGAGGGUUGUCGUAUUCCUCGGCGUCAUGCCUCGAUCCACACUUCAAUGGAUUCAGUGCGAUCCAAACAACUCCUCAACCAGUGGAAGAAUAAGAAUGACAACAGGAAGCUGUCUCUGCAGGUGAUGGAUGGAAUAAGAGCAGCUUCUUUAUCUCCUCAAAGAAAUGUGCAGUUGCAUUAUCCCUCUGAACCAUCGGCCAUGGUUUUGGCUCCAGAGCCCCAUAGUGGAAAUUAUAUGCCUUUGGUCCCUGGCCAGGAAGCUGGGGCCCACAUCCCUGCUCAGUACAACAAAAUACCUGCUGGCUGUGUUCCAAUAUCCAAUAAUAAUCCCCUCAACCAGAACGGAGGUGUUGGUUUGCCCGGUGGACCCAGAAUGACUAUUCAGUCUCGUCCUGGAUCGUCUCAGCUAGUUCAUAUUCCUGAGGAGGAGAAUUCUACGAGCAAGGAUCAGGAGAGUGAAUCAGAAGACAGCACGGUUGAUGUGUUUGGAUCAGCAAAACAAAACUGGAUGAGAGUAACAGAGAAGACAACUCUUCCAUGUAGACCACUCAGUGCAGGCGGUCAACCCAGACUCAUGCAGGUAAUGUCUUUCUCAAAACACCACGGCUUGCUCAACUCUACUCGAUCAGAGGACAGCGGCAGCGUUGUCAGUUGCACGGGAUCCAUUCGCUACAGAGCUCUUACGGAUCACGACCCGUCACCACCAGCGUCCACCACUGGCGCAGCGGAAGUAGAAGGCAAAGGUUUGGAGCGAACCGGCAGUAUAGUCCGUGUUGAAGCCCACCCAGAGUCGAGAGUAAAAAGGCCCUUUGUGAAACCUCCGAGCACUGAUGGAAGCGGCUCUUGGCGAUGGAAUCCAGCGGACAAACAACUAUCGCUACGGCAGCCAGCUUUUACCGUCAACAAUAUGGACUGCUACGAUUCCCUUAAGGAUGGCGGGCCAUUGGAUGGGCGGGAGAGUGAAACGGUGACCAAGUUCGAAAAUAAAAGUGUUGGAGAAGGAGUUUCAAACAGUAGUCUCCCACAUAUGAUAUAUUCACUCCAUCCGUCACAAACUAACAAACCCAACCAUUUUCAGGACCACGACUCAAACAAACCUCCCACUCUGAGUGCCAUAAACGCUCCUCCUUUCCAUCCACACCCUCAGGCUAUCACGACCAUCAGAGUCACGCCUGUGGAAGGCACUGGCGCCAGCAGUGAUGGCAGCUCCGAGUGCCAAUCGGUUGCGUCUUCCAGCCGAGAGUCUACCUUGCGGAAAAAGAGUGUGACCGACAUUCACCACACCCAAGACCAAGGGCUCAUCUCUGAUCACCUUCUCAGUCAGAAAAGCAGCUUCUUCGACAGUGAAAGUGGCAAUCAUUUCACUGAAAACCUUCACCAUUUUCAAGACAACCCAAUGCACCCCAACAGGCAGUUACAAGGAAUGCUUGGUCGUCCAAGUCCACACCCUCCACCUACUUUACCCCGCCCUCUGAUGACUUACCCCCCACCUUCACCUUCCGGGUUGGCCUUGAUGACGAGCUCGUGUGAAGUUCAUGCAUUUAAACGUUAAACUGUUGCUGAGUGAGUUUUUUCUACUCUGAGAAGUACACACAUUGAGAUCAUUGUGCCGACCGGACUGGGCCGGACCCAUUUGCGAACUACAUCUGUGUAGAAAACGCCACUGAGAACACUGUUCUUAACUGCAGGCUAAACAUUUGUCAGUGUGACCCGACUGAUUCAGUCCCUGCUUUACUGUUCCGCCCAGGAUUCGAUCCUGGGUCAUCCGGCAUGACCCGGUAACCAGCACUGCUCAUAAGUUUGUCAGAGAGUACCCAGCAGGAACAAGAUAUUGAAACAACGUUGAGAACUUGUUGAAUUAGGUCCUGACAAUAGGCAACUCAAACACAACAUUGAAACAUGCUUUUUGACGACGUUAAAUCAAUGUUGAAUUUUGGUAAUUUCCCAAACAAUAUUCUAAUGUUAAAGUUAAAGUACCAAUGAUUGUCACACACACACUAGGUGUGGUGAAAUUUGUCCUCUGCAUUUGACCCAUCCCCUUGUUCACCCCCUGGGAGGUGAGGGGAGCAGUGGCAGCAGCGGUGGGUGCGCCCGGGAAUAAUUUUUGGUGAUUUAACCCCCAAUUCCAAUUCUUGAUGCUAAGUGCCAAGCAAGGAGAUAAUGGGUCCCAUUCUUAUAGUUUUUGGUAUGACUCGGUUUCACCAUUGAAAUUUGGUCAUUCUAAAACACAAAUACAACGUUGAAACAACAUGCUUUUUGACGUUUAAUCAAUGUUGGGUUGUGAUGUUGAUUUGACCAUUGAAUUUUUCCAACCAACAACGUGGAUCUAAUGUUAGUUAUCAAUAUUUACAAACUACUUUG